AUGUCUACUGACCUCAUUUCAGUAGUAUCGACGGUAGAGAUAAGAGACCUUCUAUAUAAAUUAUGGGAAGUUGAAUAUAUCAUCAAAUCUGUUCUUGCAGUGGAUCGUGACCGGGAGACCGAUCAGUUGCCCUUAGAACCAAUCAACAGUGAUGCAUCGUGUCAACACUCCGAUGCAACACAUCCACCGUCACCCUCCAUCGCCACCCCUCCUGCACAUGUUCUCCAUCCAUCCCCCUCUUCUGCCUCGCGAUUCGACGAUGCUGGCGCUGGGGUACAUCUUCGCGGAGUUUCACCCACCACCGAUUCGUCACCUUCCACCGCAACAUCUGCGCCCCUUCUCUUCUGA
Messenger RNA from Protopolystoma xenopodis, 348 nucleotides. Lineage: Eukaryota; Metazoa; Platyhelminthes; Monogenea; Polystomatidea; Polystomatidae. The record is from the annotation of a GenBank genome assembly.